This is a messenger RNA of Monodelphis domestica (gray short-tailed opossum), 4911 nucleotides long. RefSeq names its product RBBP8 N-terminal like (gene RBBP8NL). Lineage: Eukaryota; Metazoa; Chordata; Mammalia; Didelphimorphia; Didelphidae. The record is from RefSeq and is a predicted model, not a curated record.
AGUACUAAUAAUAAUGAUAGUUAACAUUUAUUUGGUGCUUACUAAAUGCCAGGCAUUAUGCUAAGCACUUUACUAUUAUUACCUCAUUUGCUCCUCACAACAACCCUGGGAGGUAGGUGCUAUCCUCAUCCUAUAAAUGAGGAAACUGAGGCAAACAGGGUUAAGUGACUUGUCCAGAAGCACUCAGCUAGUAAGAAUCUGAGGCCAGCUUUCAACUCUAGUCUUCCUGAUUCCAGAUCCAGUGCUCAGGCUACUGCACCACCUUGCUAAUCUCUAAGCCUCAGCUCCCUCUUCUGUAAAAUAGUAACGACCUGUGAGGUCCUCUUUCCUUUCACUUCUGGCAUCAUGGGGUUCUGGGAGAUGAGACAGAGCUAGGGAGUUUUCUUCCUCCCACCCAAGCAGGGACAUGUUUUCCCCACUGCCCAAAACAGAAGUGACCUUAAAGUCAGAAUGCAUUUCUUGAACUGGACCUGUUUGUUAACUGGAUUGACUUCAACCAACAGUACAGGCUGAGCCGUAAUUAUGAGAAAACAAUCAGAUCUCUAUUUGAGUUCACACCCUACCCGUUUUACCACUUUUUUGUGUUAUAGCAGAACUUGUUCAGCAACUUCGGCUUGGCUUUCCCUCCUUUCUGCUUCUGGAUUGAAGAAACGCAAACCAGUAUAGCGAGUUUGGUCAAAAAUUAUGGCUUAUUGUCUGUGCAAGUUCACACACUGCUCCUUUAUAGCUCUCCUGUGUACCAGGAGAUCAUUUCUUGACUCAAAGGUAGAGGCCGGGACCGGGCACCAGAAGACCAGAGGGGCAGAGCCACGAUGUCAGAGACUACCAUGAAAUAAGACCCAAGGAGAAAGUUCCUACUGCCAUAGGAAGAGUGGGGGAAGAAAGGUCCCCUGCUUCCCAGGACCAGAUCCUGGCCAUGGACAGUUUCACCGAAAGUUUGAACAAGCUGAAGGAUGUCCACGAGAAAGAAGUCCUUGGAUUGCAGAACAAAUUGUUGGAGCUCAACACAGAGAAGUGCCGAGAUGCCCAGAGAAUUGAAGAACUAUUUGCCAAAAACCACCAACUUCGGGAACAACAGAAAGCCCUGAAAGAGAAUGUGAAGGUGUUAGAGAACAGGCUGAGGGCCGGACUCUGUGACCGGUGUAUGGUGACCCAGGAGCUGGCCAAGAAGAAACAACAUGAAUAUGAGAAUUCUCAUCUCCAGAGUCUGCAGCACAUCUUCAUCCUCACCAAUGAAAUGAACGGGUUAAAGGAAGAAAACAAAGCCCUGAAGGAAGAACUGAAGAGACUUCGAAGCCUUGAAGACAGACCCAAGCACCACCGGGCUAUGUCCAGGGAAAGCAGCUCCAGUCCAGACUCACCGGUGCCCUUAUUGUCCCCAGCGGGGCGAAAGUCUAGCACUGAGAAACCACCACCAAGCCGAGAGACAGAAGAGGACUAUCUUCCCCACACUCCCCUGGGAGAAGAAAAGUCAACAGGAUACCAGACUUCUCCAAUCCCUAAAAUCCCUCCUGGCUCAAACUUGCAGGAGCAGCGGGUUCUGGACAUGAAUCCCCAGCGGAUUUCUAAUCAGCUACAUGGGACCAUAGCUGUGGUCAGGCCAGGCUCCCGGGCUUGCCUCUCUGAAAAGAGCUCUUCAGAGGCACCCACUCCACCCCCUCCAAGAAGCAGCCCUCCAUCCCCACCCUAUGACCGAAAUCACACCCUGGACAGCUACCUGAAAACGAACAAGGAGGACUCCCGGGAGACAGCUUCUUCCUACGAAUCCCUGAAGCUGACAGCACGCAGUGAGCACCUCUGUCUUCUCAACCGCCACCUGUCCCUACAUCGCUUUGGCCUCCGGAGUCACUGCCCUUCGCCCACCGGGGCUCAGAGCUUUUCGCGUGGCGGGCUGAAGGGAGGAGAGGGCGAGGAAGUCCGAAGUCGGCUGCAGGAGGACUGGGAGGACCGCCAGGCCUUCUUGGACCUGCCUGGAGCCAUCGUGUACAUGCGGGACCAGCGACUGGAGGGCACGCUCCAGUUCCUGGAGCAGAGGGAAAAGCUUCAGUACCUCCUGGCCCAGCAGCAGCUUCGCGGGCUCCGAGUUCGAGUGGAGAGCACUAGAGACCGAGAUUCGGAGCUGGAGGAGAAGCAGUCCUCUCCGCCCCAGCAGGCUGCAGACUCCGGGGGGAAAGAGACAAGGCGGGAAGAGAAGCAUGCGCUCAGGGAGCCUUGCCCAGAGACAGUGAGACCUCCACUUCUAGUGGGCAGCGACUGCUCAGAGCCAAGGGAGAAGGAGGAGAUGAUCCGGAAUUAUGCCCUGGACAAGCCUUUGGACCUCUCCGACUAUGGCCGGUGUCGGGAAGGCUCUAGACUCCCGGGCUGGCUCAAAUCCCCUAGUUCCCCGGAGACUCGCAGUCCAAGUCCAAGGUUGGGCGAAAGACCUCCAGCACAGAAGAGCAAAGGGAUUUACCCACUUCUGGCUCCGGAGACCUUAAGCAAAUUUCCAGCUUCCAACCCCCAAGAUGUCCGUAGAGGUGCAGAUCGAGUUUGCAGCCAGGAGAGAGAUGAGCCCCCUGCAACUCUGGAGCAAAUGCCUUCCCCACAAGGUCAUCAUCCCAGCAAGCUAGCUUCAGAUGAGGCUGAACAAGAACCCGGAAUCAGGCUGCGGUUAUCUCUCGGGAAACAAGAAGCAGAUGGACAACCAGAUACCAACCAUAUGGAGUCCACAAAGACAGAGUCUGAUGAGCUGGAUACCUCAGACAGUGAGGUGGCUCCUAAUUAUGACCCAGAAACCAAGCAAGAAAUCCAGGGAGAAGACCUCAGGUAUUUUUGUGUAAAGGAUAAAAUACAGGGAUUGCCCAAGAAACGCAAACGUGAACAAGAUCCAUGGAGUAAAGUAGCCAAGAAGUCACCAAGAGGAAGGAGGAGACUGAAAGGGGUCUCUGCUCCAAGUGAAGAAGAGGGAAGUCCAAAGGAAGAAGACAAUCCCAGCCCUACUUCAAGCAAUGGGACCUCAGAAGAGACAUCUAUGAGUGGGCCAUGAAUGGGAAUUUGGGAAAUUUUGUUUCUAUAAAGAUACAGAAAAAGCAACUUGACAUAAAAUGGUCAAGUGACCAAGUCCAGCAUCUCCAGACCCAAAAGUGCCAGCAAUCUCGGACUGUGUGAGUUCCAUCCCCUCUGGAUUUCAGUAUCACUACACACUUCUCCCAAGGGAACAGAGAAAGGUUAGUAGAGGGCAUUAUGAAUACUUGGUUUGUAGGAAGGAAAGGAUAAGCAGAGUAAAUCUUAACUAGUCCUAAAACACAAACCAGCUCAGCAAAAAAGAGAUGGCACAAAAAUUCAGUAAUACCGCUGGCCUCCAUCCUUAAGUAAAAUGAAAACGACCAGUCUUUGAUUGUAAACUCUGAGGACUAUGAGCAUAUAACAGGGAGAUUCUUGUGUGAAGAAGAAACAGUAUGAUAACUGAGCAAAGAGCAUUAGGAAUAGAAAGGUCUGCAAAGGAUGUAUGAGACUCAACCCUUCUCUCAAAGUAGAGAGCUUUUUUUUCCACCAACAUCUAUGUCCAGCCUUCAGGGUGCUGAAGAUUUGGAGUCUAAUUCAUGGAAUCAGUAAUUAGAGUCUUCUCUUCCCUUAGGGAAAAGUCAAAUAGCAAUUGAAUGGAUUUGGGAGGUAGAUGGUCCAAGGCUUCUGACUAGGUAAAUCUGAGACAGAAAAAGAAAGGAGAAAGAAAAGAGAAGAGAAAGUGCUGCUAUUCACAUCCCUGCUAUUCUUUGAGCUUAGAGACACCCAUCUGCCUUCCUCUCAGAGAAGAGAGUCAACAAGAGCAUAGUGGCCACUGGUCAGACAUAGAGAUGGCUUCUGGCUCCAAAACUUCACCAUCAUUCUACAAGAAAAGGAUCCUAUGACAGCAUCUGAGGCUGCAAUUUGCUCCUCGCACCUUAUUGAUUCUACCAACUCUCAAUUAUCCAAAGGUACUAUUUGAGAGUAGAGACUAAUAAAAUCCACAGAGUCCAAAAGCCUCAUUGAAGCCAACAAUUUAGACUCUCUCCCAUAAAGUCAACAAGUCUUGAUUAUACACCUUCCAUGUGCGUAGUAAUAUUCAUGGCCCUGUGCUAGCCUACAUUCUAAGAGAGACAUAAGACAGGGGCCUUACCCUUAGGAAGCUCAUCGUCUGACUGGUGAAACAAGACUCAUGUGGGGGGAAAAAGAAAGAAUCAAGAUACAAUACAAUUUCAUUUCAACAAACUAAAGGCUAAACUAUGUGGUGUGGGCUCUAAGGAGUGCAAUGGAAGGCAGGUUAAUGAGGGCUGGAAUUGUUAGAUAAGUUUUCAAACCUACAAUGAAAACCACAAUGUGAUGGUUCAUCUCCUUGGCCAAAAAAAGAAGUUCUUAUUGAUGAGAGCUGCAUUUCAGAGGAUUUGGGCUCCCUGGAUUUUUAUAUUGGCCAGAUCUUCUACCCUCAUUUUUGUUCUCCGAACCUCUCAGGAACUCUAUCACAGAAGGCAGAGAAAGGGUUCAGUCAAAGAUGAUCCUGAGGGGUUUGUGCCUGGAAGCCUAGGAGGAUGAAAUACCACCAGGUGAAAUUGAAAAGUUAGGAAGAGGGUCAAUUUGGGGGAAGGGAGAGAAAUGAUGAGUUCAAUUUUGGAUUUGUUGAGUUAGAAGUGCUAGCAGAACAUCUUGGUAUAAAUAUGCAAGAAAGUAAAGAAAGUUUCCUCACUGGAGAUCUUCCAACAAAAGUUAGAUGACCAUUGAUUAGGCAUUUAAAACAAGAUUAUUGUUUGGUUAUGAAUUGAACUAGACAACCUCUGAGUUCCACUCUAAGUGAAACUCUGUGAUUUUGUUUGGAAUGGGGUAUGUGGUACCCAGAUGUCUCUGAUUUGAGGUAAAAAAACGUGAGUUUAUUAAAAAAAAAUUACGUUAAGAACUAAA